This is a messenger RNA of Pundamilia nyererei, 1671 nucleotides long. Its product is annotated as glutamic acid-rich protein-like. Bases 85 to 1671 code for a protein of 528 amino acids. The record is from RefSeq and is a predicted model, not a curated record. The transcript is spliced from 13 exons. Gene Ontology annotation, cellular component: nucleus. NCBI's taxonomy places the organism in Eukaryota, Metazoa, Chordata, Actinopteri, Cichliformes, Cichlidae. Gene Ontology annotation, molecular function: RNA polymerase II cis-regulatory region sequence-specific DNA binding. Gene Ontology annotation, biological process: regulation of transcription by RNA polymerase II.
CUUUAAUAAAUUCUCUUGUGUGCAUCAUCCUCGGAGUCCAGCGCUCUGUUUAGGAAGGCGAUAUCUAAUAUUGAAAAAUAAAAAAUGGAUAAAUCCCUUGAAAGCCUGCUUCCAGGAUUUCCAUGGGAAAAAUAUGAGAAACCCAAAAGGAAAAAAGGAAUUAUCUUGAAGAAAAAGAGAUUUGCGGAUGAUAAAAAUGAGAACAACCUCUGGUGUGUAAAAUGUGGAACCAAAAAGGGCAUCCUGAAUAAAGAGAAGAUGAGAAAAGGUGAGGCAUGUAUUUACCGUAAAGGCUUCUUUUACACUCCAUCUAAGUUUGAGAAGCUUGCAGGAAAAGAGUCAAGCAGAAAAUGGAAGUCAUCUAUUUACCACAAAGGAAAAACUCUACGCUAUUGGAUCAAGAAAGGUGACCUAACCACUACAGGAUAUAGACAAAAAAAAAGAAAACGACAAUCAUCAGACCUUGAGUCCCAGGACCUCUUAACAGAACCCAAGGAUCAUGAUGAAGAUGAAGAUGAUGAUGGAGAAGAGGAUGAUGAUGAUAUGGAUGAAGAUAAUGAGCCUGACACUAAGAAAAACGAAGAUGAAGAUGCUACACCGAUUUAUAUCUCUUCUGAAGAAGAAGAAAGCGAGGAAGAUCUUGAUGAAGAUGAAGAUGAGGAUAUGGAUGAAGAUGAUGUUGGUGACGAUCAGCGUAGCACUGAGGAAGAUGAGGAUGAAGAAGAUGAUAAUGAUGAGGAAGAGACUGUGCCUGCUGUUCCCUCUAACCAUACUGACAGCAGUAGUACCAAAGACAGAGUAACAAGUGCAAUUCCAACACCUGGAAAACAUGCAUUACAGAUGAAAGAGAAGACUAGACAUCGUCCUGACAUGCCAAGGUCUGAAGUCAGUGGAAAUAACAGAGAUGUGGCAACAAACACAGCAAUCAAACAGCUGAAUGUUAAGCAAGAACCCAAAGAGAAACUGAAGAAGACAACAACAAGCACAAUUUUGACACCUGUGAAACCUGCACUGAAGAUCGAAGUAAAGGGUGUCGUUAAUAGCCUUCCUGAGAAGACUGGACAUCAUCCUGAGAUUCCAAGAUCUAAAGUCAGUGGAAAUAACAGAGAUGUGGUAAAGAACACAGCAAUCAAACAGCAAAAUGUUAAGAAAGAACCUGAAGACAAACUGAGUCCUUCCUGUGAACCUCUGGCCGUGUCAGAUCAGCAAGAGCAUAAAGCUGUUCACUGCUCUGGCCACAAAGUAGCUGAUUUACAAUCCAUGUGGCCAGAAGGGGGUGCGGACAUAACGGAGGCCCCGUCGCCUGGGCCCUCAGCCAGCUCUGAACCCAAGGAUCAUGAUGAAGAUGAAGAUGAUGAUGGAGAAGAGGAUGAUGAUGAUAUGGAUGAAGAUAAUGAGCCUGACACUAAGAAAAACGAAGAUGAAGAUGCUACACCGAUUUAUAUCUCUUCUGAAGAAGAAGAAAGCGAGGAAGAUCUUGAUGAAGAUGAAGAUGAGGAUAUGGAUGAAGAUGAUGUUGGUGACGAUCAGCGUAGCACUGAGGAAGAUGAGGAUGAAGAAGAUGAUAAUGAUGAGGAAGAGACUGUGCCUGCUGUUCCCUCUAACCAUACUGACAGCAGUAGUACCAAAGGUGACAUUUCCAAUAUAUUUCCUAUUGGUAUGUUUGGAUAA